Messenger RNA from Prorocentrum cordatum, 510 nucleotides. NCBI's taxonomy places the organism in Eukaryota, Dinophyceae, Prorocentrales, Prorocentraceae. The record is from the annotation of a GenBank genome assembly.
AUUGACAGCGCCACUAUCGUUCCAGCCACCGAGAUCAAGCAGGCCUUGUUGUUCGAGGCGAAUGUCAGCACCAAGGAACCGAUCAUUAAGCUCCAGAUUCGCUCGGCCAACACGAUCUGCCUCAUGAAUGGGUUCGACACCGAGCUCAGCCUGACGCCGAAUGACCAGAUUGGCGGUUUCGGCCCUGGCAGUUUCAAGCUGAUCAAGCAGGAUGCCGAUGCGCCGCUGAACAGCUGGGAGUUCAAGUUGGAGAGCGACGAAGAUAUGAUCGUCCUCAAUAACAUCGUGACCACACUGGGCAAGGCGAUGGCCAACCAGUGGAAAACUAAGCCCGAGGCGAAGUGCGCGUACCACAACAUCGUGCGCAACCCAGAGGAUCCCCGCAAAUUCACCCUGACUCUGACGCACCGCGUGUCAUUCGUGCUGGGGGAGGCCCCCGAGAAGCUCAACAACGGCAGCAUCUGCUUGAAGACCCCGUUCGCCAAGUGGGCCGAGAGCCCCCACAUCAGG